UGACCGUGUCUCCUAUGUGUUUGGCAAACCGAACCAAUGGACCGCGUCCAUUUUGUGUUUUGGUUUUCCGGAAAAGAAGGAAUUUUCCAGGAAGCAGAACCAAAAAUCAUACAUAUAUUGUUCCAACCGUAGAAAACUGUCUUGUUUCUUUGAUAUUUCCUCCUCCCUGUUCUAUCCAUAAAAGAGACUUUUUCUCCAUAGCCAAAGCAGCAAAUCGUUGAGCGAUGGCUUCUCAUCAGUACAAGCCUCCGAGCUCUCCGAUAAAGGAGCACGAACAUGAAGGGGAGGGCGUCGAUGACUACCUCAACUCGGAGGAGGCUGCUUCCUCUUCUUCCUGUUUCUGUUUCCAGUGGUGGAGUAGGGGAAGCUACCACAACGCUCACAGGCCCCUCCUGGAUGGUGACGACAGUCAUCACCGCCACGGGCAGUGGUGGAAGGCUGUGAAGGAGAAGCUCAUGGAGGCAAGGGAGUUCACGGAGGUGGUAGCGGGGCCUAAGUGGAAGACGUUCAUCAGGAGGGUCGGAGGUUACUUCGGGAAGAACAAAAAGGCACAGAGGGGCCAGUUCGGGUAUGAUGCCGAGAGCUAUGCUCUCAACUUUGAUGGCGGGUUCGACAGGGAAGGUGAAGAAGAUGAUGCGUUGAUGUAUAACAUCCGAUCGUCAAGGUUCACGGCGCCAUCUUUGGAAAGCAACAAUGAGUAUAACCAUGGCGGAUUAUGAUUAAUAUUCUCAUUUAGGGUGUUCUGAUGCUUGAAUUGAUGUCACGUGAAGAUAUAGUUCUCAUCAAAGGUUCUGCAUUCGUUCACGAAGAGGUAUUUAUCAGUAUAUAGGACAUUUAUUUCUCGAUGUAUAGCAGGCAGCCAAAAACAAGUCUCGAUUUGAUACCAAAUCCCGUGAAAAAUCGCAUAUUCAUAUGGGGAUUGGAAGUUGAUUCGUUUGUUAUUUCAUUCAACUACGGUUUGUCUGAAUCAAUGGAUUGUUUCUUUUGUCGUUCAAAUCUCAAUCAACUAGCUCUGCACUCAAACAUGGACAAUCGAAUUAUUGAAUAAACAGAACAUCGCAAUUUUUAUACUUGGCAUCUACAGCAGCAUGUUACAUUGUUUAAGGUUGCUUCAAUUCACAUUAACUUGUAAGUUCACAUUAACUUCUAAUGCUUAGUGCUGAAGACAUCUGUUCAGAUGAGCAGACUGGCAAUGUUCAAAGCCAAAUGCAAUUUGCACAUUACUCGUAGAACGUGAGAUAAGGAUGGAAGAUAUCUUGACAAGCAGUAUCAGCAUGGAGUCGUCCUGGCAUAAUUUUUUGUCCAUCAAUCCUUCCGCAAAUCGGAUAGCUUUACCAAUUCUGGCCUCGGUCAAAACACCUGACGUUAAAUCUUGCCAAAUGGAACGGUCCAGAGGAACCAAGACCUGAUGCGCAAGCACAAAGUCCUCCACAAUCUUGAGAGCGUCUUCUGCUCUGCCAUUUUUUACUAUGCCGGGGACGAGGGUACAUGGCUGACGUGAUCAGGAUAGAGCGACUUCUUCAUCUGGAAAAAUACCCAGAAGGCAAAAUCGACUUGAUCAUCCCUGAUCAAACCAUAAAUUAUCGUAUUGUAAGUCAACAUAUCGGGAGUGGAUCCUGCUGGUCUCAUCACCUUCCCGUUCUUGCAUAGGGCAAUCAAAGAGUAUAUUAAAAGUUACGGUGUUUGGUCGGCAACCAAUAUUUGCCAUGCUUUCGAAAAGCUUGAUGGCUUUAUGGACUCAACCCUCUUUACCCAACCCAUCAAGCAAAGUGUUGUAAGUCACAGUAGAAGGAGAAAGACUCAUCUCCCCUAAUCUAUGGAACAUUUUCCAUUCCUCA
Molecule: messenger RNA, 1838 nt
Organism: Punica granatum (pomegranate)
Lineage: Eukaryota; Viridiplantae; Streptophyta; Magnoliopsida; Myrtales; Lythraceae
Source: RefSeq, a predicted model, not a curated record